Messenger RNA from Paramecium pentaurelia, 1759 nucleotides. The record is from the annotation of a GenBank genome assembly. Lineage: Eukaryota; Ciliophora; Oligohymenophorea; Peniculida; Parameciidae.
AUGCAAACUUAACAUUUAGAAGAGAUAGGAGUGAAAGAUCCAAUCAAGAUAGGAGAAGGCUCAUUUGGAUAAGUAUAUAAAGGGAAUUAUAAUGGAUAGGAAGUGGCAGUUAAAGUAAAGAUUGUAUAGUGAUAGUAACAGAUAAUUCAAAAUUCAUUUCUUUCUGAGAUAUCAAUCCUAGGAAAAAUAGAUCAUCCUAACAUAAUAAGAUUACUAAAGGUAAAAUAGUACUGAAAUUAGGAAUUCAAAUUUGGGAACAUGUCUUAUUUAGUUAUGGAGUAUUGUUCAGGAGGAACACUCAAAGAUUACAUUUAAAAGAAGUUAACAGAAGACGAAAUAAUAGGAAUUAUGAGAUCUUUAUUAUCAGCUGUAGAGUAUUUGCAUGCUCAAGGAAUUAUUCAUAGAGACAUCAAACCUGGUAUCUAAUUAUGGAUAUUAAUAAAUAGAUAAUAUUUUAAUCAAAAAUAAAAAUGACUUAUCUUCCAUUAAAUUAGCUGAUUUUGGAUUGAGUUUCUAAUAUGAUGCUGAAAUACAGUAUUAUUAAACAGUAUCUCAUUAAUGUGGAACCUUCAUUUACAUGGCACCAGAAUAAAUACUUAAUAUGUCAUAUAACAAAACUGUAGAUACUUGGUCUUGUGGAAUUGUUCUUUAUAUGCUCUUACAAAAGAAACAUCCUUAUUAUCCUAAAUUUUCUACAAAGAAUUAAUUUAUAUAGAGUUUUCCAAAUAUUUAAUAUGAUGAACCCAAUAAUGCGUCAUCAUUAACUAGAGAUUUUUUGAGGCGUCUAUUAUGCUAUGAUCCUCAUCGUCGUUAUACAGCCUUAUAAGCACUUUCACAUCCAUGGAUCACACGACGUCAUUAAGAUAGUAUUCCUAUGGGUUUAAGAGAAUUUGGUAUUUGUAAACAAUUACAAGAGAAGAUGAUAUAGUAAAUUAAAAUGAUUAUGUUCUUUUAAUACUUAAUAAAGAAUAGUGAAUUAAAUGAACAUCGCAAUCGAUCAGAAAGCCAUUAAGAAAGUUAAACCUAUUCUGAAACUUCUAUACAUAAAUAGAUAUAAAAUAAAACUAAACUCUUAAGACCAUUGGUUUUAAAGAGUCAAACUAAAUUUGAAUAGAAAUAAGAUGAAAUCAAAGGAAAAAUUAGAUUCUCUUAAUUAACAGCAUUGUUAACUUAAUAAAAAAGUGAAGAAUAAUUUUAAUAUUAAUAACAGAUACAAUAAUAAAUAAUAAAUAAAAUAUCUUCAUAACCAGCAUUGGAUUCUCCUAAAAAGAAAUAUCAUGAAAAACAUAAAUUUAGUGUUGAUUGUGGAAAUGAUCUUCAGAUGAUUUAGUUGGUAUCAUCAGUCUCUCCUAUGAAAGGUGAUUCGGAACAUAGUAAAAUUGAAUCACCUAAAAAGUCAUUUAGAAAAUCUUAAUCUUUUUAAAGAUUGAUACUGCCUCAACUUUCAGAAUCUACAUAAAGUUCUAUAAGUCCUGAUAAACUAGUAAAGAAAGAAUCAAAAACCCUUGUAAUGAGAAAAUCAUAAUCCACUUUAUAGAUAUGUUUAAGAAAGAUUCAAUAAGCUAAUGAAUUAUCUGAACAAAAGACAACAAUCAGAUAGAGGAUGGAAACUUAUGAUUAAAAAAAUUAUAGCCAUCGAAUUAUGUAAAAAGCCAACUCUUUAAAUUCAUCUACGAUAUCUCCAAAAAAUAAACUUAUCCAAUAAAUUAUUUAGUAGCAAUAACAACUUAUUCUUCCAUAAUAUAGAAAAAGAUUAUGA